Messenger RNA from Solanum dulcamara, 855 nucleotides. Its product is annotated as pentatricopeptide repeat-containing protein At1g55890, mitochondrial-like. Gene Ontology annotation, cellular component: chloroplast. The transcript is spliced from 2 exons. The record is from RefSeq and is a predicted model, not a curated record. Lineage: Eukaryota; Viridiplantae; Streptophyta; Magnoliopsida; Solanales; Solanaceae. Bases 1 to 855 code for a protein of 284 amino acids. Gene Ontology annotation, molecular function: protein binding.
AUGAAAAAGCCGUUCACCGCCUUGCGAAAGUCACACACUUACUCCGGCAUCGAAGAAAUUAUCGAACAUGAAAAACGCUACCCAGAUAUUCGAGACGAUUCCUUUGUCGCUGGCUUUAUGUUUCUGUACGGAAGUGCUAAGAUGUAUGAUCAUGCACGUAAACUGUUCGACGAAAUGCCUCAACUAGAUUGUCAGCGGAGUUUCUUUUCCUUCAAUGCCCUUUUGGACCGCUGCUUCAGAUCAGAGAGAUAUGAUGAAAUUGGCUUGCUGUUUCGUGAAUUACCUGAGAAAUUGUCAAUUGUGCCUAAUUUAAUGUCCUAUAACCUCGCGAUGAAGGCGUUGUGCAAGGCUGGUUCUUUGUAUUCUGCUGUGCUUUUGAUGGAUGAGAUUGAAGAGAUGGGAUUAAAACGAAUAUUUUAUAAUGUUAGAUUACGAGGUUUACUUAAAGUUACUGAGGUUUCAAAGGAGAUUCAGUUGUUCGAGGAGAUCGUUAACAAGGGUUUCAAACCGGACAAAUUCAGCUACAAUAACAUGAUAAAAACGUAUGUUGAUGAGAGGAAUUUGGAGCAGGCUGAUAUGUGGUGUCAGAAGAUGGUGCAAAAUGAUUGCCUGCUGGAUACUGCAACGUUUCAUAUGCUUAUUCCUUUGGCUUGUGACACAAAAAGAUUUGAUUUUGCGCUGCAUUUGUGCAUGAAAGCUAUCGAUUCACAAGUACUUGUUUAUAGAGAUAAAAUGCAGAGAGUUGUUGUUGGCUUAGUUCAGCAUUCUAAGAUUGAAAAUGCAGAGGAGCUGGUUGAGUUGGCCAAGUCUUGUAAGAAAUUCCGGUGUGAGCUUUCGUUGCCUUUGCAUAACUAG